This is a messenger RNA of Dipodomys ordii (Ord's kangaroo rat), 7407 nucleotides long. It is a transcript of the gene Pkd1l2, whose product is annotated as polycystic kidney disease 1-like 2. Lineage: Eukaryota; Metazoa; Chordata; Mammalia; Rodentia; Heteromyidae. Bases 1 to 7407 code for a protein of 2468 amino acids. Gene Ontology annotation, biological process: detection of mechanical stimulus. Gene Ontology annotation, molecular function: calcium ion binding; calcium channel activity; protein binding. The transcript is spliced from 43 exons. The record is from RefSeq and is a predicted model, not a curated record. Gene Ontology annotation, cellular component: membrane.
AUGGGUUCAAAGAUGAAGGUGGCAUGCUUGUUGCUCUUGGGGCUCACCCUGAGGUUUGGGGCCACCAUUGUGAAGCCGGAAGAAGGUAGCUUUUGCUCUAAGAGCCAGGUGGCCUUCAGAGAUGCUUGUUAUGAAUUUGUACCACUUGGACGUACGUUCCAUGGGGCCCAGGGCUGGUGUGAAGGGCAGGGAGGCCAUUUGGUCUUCAUUCCAGAUGAAGGUACCCAGCAGUUUCUUCAGAUGCACAUCUCCCAGGACAGAGAAUGGUGGAUUGGACUCACAGGAACCUCAGCACCCAAUGGGACCUCAGCAGGGCCCGGGACAUGGUUGGACACCUCAAAUGUGAGCUACAGCAACUGGCAAGGCAGCCAGGCGGCACCUGCGCCCCACAGCUGUGGCUACAUCAGGAGAGGCCCCUCCUCUGACUGGGCAGUGUCAGAGGACUGCACCGAGGCCUUUGCCUUUGUCUGCGAGUUUGGGGUUGGCCAGAGCCUGGCCUGUGAGGGCUUCAAUGCCACCAUGCACUGUGGCUCAGGAGAGGUCAUCCGGAUGCAGGAUGCCUUCUAUGGGCGGCAGACCCCCUAUUACUGCACCCAGGGCACCUGGGGUCCCUCAGACCUGGAGGAGGAAUGCAGCUGGGCCAAUGUCAAGGAGGAAGUGGCAGGCCAGUGCCAAGGGCUGCAGGUAUGCCAGGUGGCAGCAGAUGGGGCCUACUUUGGAGACCUGUGCCCCACUCAGGGCAGCUACCUGUGGGUCCAGUACCAGUGCCAAGAAGGUCUGCGGCUGGUGCUGCCCACGGAGAGUUUCAUCUUUGACAAUGUCACCCUCUCUCUAACGUGGCUCCUCUCACCCUACAUUGGAAACCUGUCCUGUAUGCUUAGCAUGGGAGAUGGACACACUUUGGAUCCCUACUAUCCUCCCAGUGUGUCCAGUCGUGUGACCCACCAGUACACAUCUCCAGGAGAAUUCACUGUGUUUGUUGAGUGCACAACAAGCGAGUGGCACGUAACAGCUCAGAAGCAAGUGACUGUCCGAGACAACAUGGGAAGGCUGAGCGUCACCGGGUGUGCUGGCCUGUUCCACUCUAGAGCCAGCCCCGUCUGCCAGGCUGUCUUUGGGGAUCCCCUGUGGCUUCAGGUGGAGCUUGAUGGAGGGACAGGGGUGACUUACACUGUGCUCUGGGAUAACAUAACUCUGGCUGAGUUUGCCACCCAAAAGGGCUCGAUGCCCCACAAUCUCACGCUGACCAGAGAAACGCAGGAGCUCAUGGGUCCAGGGACGCACCUCCUAGAGAUCCAGGCCAUCAGCAAUGGCACCACCUCCGCAUCUUCUGGAAACGUCACGGUCCACUUUGUGGAGUUAUUAUCGGGGCUGCAGGCCUCCUGGACUUCCGACCACAUGCAGCUCGGCCAGGACUUACUGAUCAAUGUCUCAGUGGCUCACGGCAUCCCUGAUGAGCUAACCUUUGAGGUGGUGGGACUCGAUGUAAAGUUCUCCCAGAAGGAAGAGCACACUGGAGAGCUCCCUGGGACUUACCCUGUAGUGCUUCCUGUUGAAGGUACCUUUCUGGUCACUGUGUUGGUACGGAACACCUUCUCAAACUUGAGCUUGGAGGUCGGGAACAUCACUGUCACAGGCAAGGCGUUUGUGUUACAGGGAGUCUCGUGCAUGGAGAACCCAUAUGCCCUUUCCGCCUCCUUCAAUUGUUCUGGGAUUCUGCCCUGUGGGAGCUUCCCCGGGCUCCUGGACCUGCGUACAAAGAGAGACAAAGGGGAUUUGGAGGUGUAUGUCAAGCCUGGUCUGUACGUGGAUCCUUUCACAACAGUCACUCUGGGCUGGCCAGCUGAUGACGAGGACUUCCGCUUCCGCUGGUCCUGUGGGCGCUGCUGGGAUCAGUGGAGCAACUGUGUGGAAAGGCAGCAGCUCCACACAGCCCAGAGGGAACUGGUGAUCCCGCCAUCCUGCCUGCCACCACCCGGAUCCGCUGUCACCUUGCGCCUGGCCAUCCUAAGGGGCCAGGAGCUAGAGAAGGAGACGGAGCAGUGCCUCUACGUGUCUGCUCCUCUGGACCUCGAGCCCCGAGUCAGCUGUGAGCAGAACUGCCAGCUGGCGGAUGCCAAUGAAGAUGUUCUGCUCAGAGUCACCUUGGGAGAGGACACCUCAGCAGCCACAUUCAGCUGGUACUUGGACAGCUCCUCACCAGACAAGGCUGAGCCCCUCCCUGCUGUCUGCAGACUCACAGGGUUCCAGACACGCUCUCUGACCCUUCUUCAAGGGGACACCUCCACGCUGCUGCUCAACAGCAGCUCCCUGCAGACCUGGGGACAGGUCCUCUGGAUCAGGGUCACAGCGCUGACCAGGCAGGCCUAUGGGGAGGACACCUAUGUGAUCAGCGCUCUGCCUACACCUGUGGUACCCACCUGUGUGAUUGCCCCAGAGGAGGGCACUGUACUGACCCGCUUUGCCAUUCUCUGUACGGCCUCCAUGGUCCUAGAGCCCCUGGAGUAUUGCUUCUGUCUAGACUCAGGUUCCUGUCUACACUGUGGCCCUGAACCAGCCCUCCCAUCUGUGUACCUACCACUUGGAAAAGACAACAAAGACUUUGUGCUGACAGUGAUCAUUUCUGUCACCAACCAGGCAGGGGAAAGACAGCAGACCCAUGCAAUGGUGAAGGUGGGACUCGGGGACACAGGUAUUAAGGAGGGGGAAUUCCAGGUUGCCAUGUUGGAAAGGGUCACUGCUGCUCUACAAGGUGAGCAUGGCCCUGAGCAACUUCUCCAGCUGGCCAAGUCUCUGUCCUCCGUGCUGAACCAAGAGGACCUAGGCCAGGACUCUGGGCAACUGCUAACAAUGGACACAAGACAGAAGGUCAGAGAACUUGUACUGCAGUCACUGUCCAAGGUCAUCGGCAGCCUGGAGGACAUGCAGAGUGUGCAGGGGCUGGCUGAGGUGUUGAGGGAGCUGACCCACCUCAGUGAAGAGCUCACACCCUCUGCCCAGUGGGUGGCUAGCCGGGCUUUGCAGCAGGCCAGUGAAGUCCUGUUGACAGCAAGUACCAAGGCCCGUCCUGAGGACCAGAGGCGCCAGGCAGCCACCAGGGGCUUGCUUUGGGCGGUGGGCAAUAUACUGGAAGCUUUCCCGAGCAACCAACCAGAAGAGCCCAUGGACGCCAACAGCAGCCAGGUUCCUACACUAGCCCGGAUGCUUGAGGCUGUGGAGCGUGUACAGACCUCCCUCCUGCUGGGCACACUUCCCGGGGCCCUUCCAGCCACCCUGGCUACACCCUCCAUCUCCGUGUACACAAACAGAAUACAGCCACGGACUUGGCGAGGCUCCUCCGUGUUUAUUGCUGCCACCGACUCUGCAACCUUCUCUCUGCCUGCCUCCUCCCUCUGGCCCAUAGAGGAUGACAGCGAGCCUGUGGAUAUCAGGAUGACGAGUUUCCCCAAGAGCCCCUUCCCAGCCGGGAGUCGCUUUGACAUCAGUGGAACUGUUGGUGGACUUCUCGUGACCAGCCCUGGUGGACAGCCCAUCCCUGUGAAGAACCUGUCUGAGAAUAUUGAGAUCCUGCUGCCCCGGCAUUUGGAAGGACUCAAUGAGCCAACCGUGCUGGACCUGGCUGCUCCCGGGACUCUGUGGGUGAAUGUGACUGCAGGGGGAGCCGCUCUGGGGAUCCAGCUACAUGGGAGACCCUACCUCCCGCUCACACUCAGUCUUGGCUAUGGCUACCACCCCAAUGAGACUAGCUAUGAUGCCCAAACUCAUCUACCACCAGCAGCUGUUCCAGGUGAGCUGUCUACCUGGAUCCUGGGCCCAGCAGACCUGCCCUUAGGGGAGGGUAUCUACUACCUGACUGUGGUCCCCGAAUCCAACCUGAAGCCAGACCCUGGCAAAGCCCUCACAGUUGGUGUCACCACCUUCCUGUCCCAUUGUGUGUUCUGGGAUGAGGUCCAGGAGACUUGGGACAACUCUGGCUGCCAGGUGGGGCCGCGGACCACAGCCUCCCAGACACACUGCCUCUGCAACCACCUCACCUUCUUUGGAAGCACCUUCCUGGUGAUGCCCAAUGCUGUGGAUGUCCACCAGACUGCUGAACUCUUCGCCACCUUUGAGGAUAACCCCGUGGUUGUGACCACCGUGGGCUGCCUCUGCCUGGUCUACGUGUUGGUGGUGAUCUGGGCUAGGAGAAAAGAUGCAGAGGAUCAGGCCAAGGUGAAAGUCACGGUGCUGGAGGACAACGACCCCUUCGCCCAGUACCACUACCUGGUGACAGUCCACACGGGACACCGGCGGGGAGCAGCUACAUCCGCAAAGGUGACCAUCACCCUGUAUGGCCUGGAUGGAGAAAGUGAUCCCCACCACCUGUCAGACCCCGACUUCCCAGUGUUUGAGCGAGGGGGAGUGGAUGUCUUCCUGCUUUCCACCCUUUUCCCCCUGGGAGAACUGCAGAGCCUCAGGCUGUGGCAUGACAACUCAGGGGACCAGCCAUCCUGGUAUGUGAGCCGCGUGCUGGUGUAUGACCCAGCGACGGACCAGAAGUGGUAUUUCCUCUGCAAUUCCUGGCUGUCCAUUGAUAUUGGAGACUGUGUUCUUGACAAGGUGUUUCCAGUGGCCACGGAGCAGGACAGGAAGCAGUUCAGCCACCUGUUUUGCAUGAAAACCUCUGCGGGCUUCCAGGAAGGACACAUCUGGUAUUCCAUCUUCAGCCGCUCGGCUCGGAGCAGCUUCACACGAGUGCAGAGGGUGUCCUGCUGCUUCUCCCUGCUCCUCUGUACCAUGCUGACCAGUAUCAUGUUCUGGGGUGUCCCCCAGCACCCUGCUGAGCAGAAGAUGGACUUGGGUAAAAUUGAGUUCACUUGGCAGGAAGUGAUGAUUGGGCUGGAGAGCUCCGUCCUCAUGUUCCCCAUCAACCUCCUGAUCGUCCAGAUCUUUCGAAAUGCCCGUCCUCGGGUCACAAAGGAGCAGAACACUGGGAACCAGGGUGGCAGGACCACUAGCCCGACUUCCUCACCACAGUCCAUUGACGAUGUCCUUCUGACUCCUGACGAAGUGACCAAGGAUAUGAGGAGACUCGUCAGCUUACUGUUUAAAGCUCUGAAGGUGCCAUCGCCAGCUUCAAGCUGGAAUUCCUCAAGAGCGAUGGAGCUCAACGACCUCCUGGCCUUGGUGGAAGACAUCGUUUGUCCAGAGAACAGGGCAGGGCGGGGGCUCUGUGAAGAAGCCAGGAAGAGCAAGGACCCUGUCACACUCACUCUUGGAUCUAUGCAAGUAGAAGGGAAAACACGACACCCCAAGCCUGAGCUGGCCUCGAGUGCCCUUUGGAAGGACAGUACCUACAGGCAGUGUCUCUACCUUCAGCUGGAGCAUGUGGAGAAGGAGCUGAGGCUGGUGGUGCCUCGGGCCUUCCCACAGCACCACAGCUAUGCUCAGGCCCUCAGGCAGCUGCAGACCUUGAAACGCUGUCUCGGAGGAGAGUGUGGCCCCUGGGUCCCAGCACAUACCAGAAUUCCUCGGGCCAGCAGGCCCCUUCGAGGUCUGCCCUGGUGGUGUGUCCUGGUGGGCUGGCUCCUGGUGGCAGCCACAAGUGGUGUGGCGGCCUUCUUCACCAUGCUGUACGGCCUGCACUACGGGCACGCCAGCUCUCUCAGGUGGCUCAUCUCCAUGGCUGUCUCCUUUGUGGAGAGUGUGUUCAUCACACAGCCACUGAAGGUACUAGGCUUUGCUGCUUUCUUUGCACUGGUCUUGAAGAGAGAAGACGAGGUGGACAAUGUAUCCUUGCUGCAGGAACAUCUGCAUGGCCCAGGCCCCUGUGCCAGGUCCCGAAUGCGCAGACACAGCAGCAAGGACUACCAGCCACCUCUUGCCGCUGCUGUUGAGAGGAUGAAAACCACUCGCCUCAAGGAACAGAAGGCCUAUGCCCUCAUCAGAGAAGUCGUGGCAUACCUGGGCUUCCUGUGGAUGCUGCUGCUGGUGGCCUACGGGCAGAGGGAUCCCAGUGCUUACCACUUCAACAGGCACCUUGAGCACAGCUUCACACAAGGCUUCUCCGCUGUCCUGGGCUUCCAGGGGUUCUUCGAAUGGGCCAAUACUACCCUCAUGAACAACCUGUAUGGUCAUCACCCAGGCUUUGUCACUGAUGGGAACUCCAAACUGGUUGGCAGUGCCCACGUUCGCCAAGUGAGGGUCCGGAAAAGCUCCUGUCCGCUUGCCCAGCAGCUGCAGGCUUCCUUUGAUGGAUGCCACGCCCCCUAUUCCUUGGAUGUUGAAGACCUGGCAGACUACGGGGAAGGCUGGACGGCCUCUGCCCCUAAUACCAGCAGUGACUUCCGCCAGGCUUGGGAGUACCAGAGCCAGCGUCAGCGUCGGGGCUAUCCCAUGUGGGGCAAACUCACAGUGUACGGGGGAGGAGGCUAUGUGGUCCCCCUGGGGACCGAUCGCAAAAACGCGUCAAGACUACUCCAGUAUCUCUUUGACCACACCUGGCUGGACACCCUGACCAGGGCUGUGUUUGUGGAGUUCACUGUCUACAAUGCCAAUGUUAACCUGUUCUGCAUUGUCACACUCAUGCUGGAGACCAGUGCUCUGGGGACUUUCUUCACACAUGCAACCCUGCAGAGCCUGCGUCUGUACCCCUUCACCGAUGGCUGGCACCCCUUCGUGGUGGCAGCAGAGCUGCUUUACUUCAUCUUCCUCUUCUACUACAUGGUGGUGCAGGGCAAGCUCAUGAAGAGGCUGAAGUGGGGCUAUUUCAGCAGCAAGUGGAACCUUCUAGAACUGGCCAUCAUCCUGGCCAGCUGGAGUGCUCUGGCGGUGUUUGUAAAGAGGGCUGUGCUGGCAGAGCGUGACCUGCAGUACUACCGGGAGCACAGGGCAGGAGGGAUCAGCUUCAGUGAGACAGCAUCAGCCGAUGCUGCCCUCGGAUACAUCAUUGCCUUCCUGGUACUCCUGUCCACGGUGAAGCUUUGGCACCUGCUCAGGUUGAAUCCCAAAAUGAGCAUGAUCACGUCGGCUCUUUGCCGGGCCUGGGGUGACAUUUCAGGCUUUACCACCGUCAUCGUUAUCAUGUUCCUGGCCUAUUCCAUUGCGUCAAACUUAAUAUUUGGAUGGCAACUCCAUUCCUACAAAAGCCUCUUUGAUGCAGCAGAGACACUGAUCAGCCUUCAGCUAGGGAUCUUCAACUAUGAAGAGGUGCUGGACUAUAGCCCUGUGCUUGGUUCCCUCCUCAUUGGGUCCUGCAUUGUGUUUUUGACGUUUGUGGUGCUGAAUCUGUUUAUCUCUGUCAUUCUGGUGGCCUUCAGUGAAGAACAAAAACAAGAUCAGCUGUCAGAGGAAGGAGAGAUUGUGGAUCUGCUCCUGGAAAAGAUGCUCAGCUUCCUGGGUGUUGGAUGUAAAAGAGAGAUGCCUUAG